GAAGUUCUGAGUUUUCUAAGUGAAAGCAAUAUCAGUGACAGAACAAGUGGCUCAAGAAACCAAACAUGUCAAUGGACAUUCCCUUUCUAGAGAACACUGAGAACCCUCACACUGUUGAGGAGAAGACACUGAAAUUUGCUGUUAAGAGUUUUGGUUUUGAAUCAAAGAAGCUAUGGAGACUAGCAGGUCCCGCUAUCAUCACCUCUAUAUGUCAGUACUCGCUCGGUGCACUCACUCAAACUUUUGCAGGCCAACUUGGUGAUCUUGCUCUUGCAGCAGUUUCUGUAGAAAAUUCUGUCAUUGCAGGUCUUGGUUUUGGAGUCAUGUUGGGAAUGGGAAGUGCCUUGGAGACUCUGUGUGGGCAAGCUUAUGGUGCAGGGCAGAUGAGGAUGUUGGGAGUGUACAUGCAGAGAUCAUGGGUCAUCUUAUUCAUCACUGCACUUCUUAUGUUACCUAUUUAUAUUUGGUCACCUCCUAUUUUAGCGUUGCUUGGAGAAACAUCUCAGAUCUCACAUGCUGCAGGAAAAUUUGCUCUGUGGAUGAUACCCCAGUUAUUUGCAUACGCUGCAAACUUUCCAAUCCAAAAGUUUUUGCAGGCACAAGGGAAAGUGCUAGUCAUGUUAUGGGUAUCAGUAGGUGUUUUGGUGUUCCACACAGUUUUUAGCUGGCUUCUUAUACUGAAGCUGGGGUGGGGUCUGAUUGGAGCAGCUAUCACUCUUAACGCAUCAUGGUGGUUGAUUGUGAUUGGACAAUUGCUCUACAUUUUCAUCACAAAGUCAGAUGGAGCAUGGACUGGAUUCACAUGGCUAGCAUUUGUGGACUUGUUUGGUUUUGUGAAGCUUUCUCUUGCUUCAGCUGUUAUGCUAUGGUAUUUUCACUAG
Messenger RNA from Vigna radiata var. radiata (mung bean), 881 nucleotides. Its product is annotated as protein DETOXIFICATION 33-like. Gene Ontology annotation, molecular function: antiporter activity; xenobiotic transmembrane transporter activity. The record is from RefSeq and is a predicted model, not a curated record. NCBI's taxonomy places the organism in Eukaryota, Viridiplantae, Streptophyta, Magnoliopsida, Fabales, Fabaceae. The coding region runs from base 66 to 881 and encodes 271 amino acids. Gene Ontology annotation, biological process: transmembrane transport. The transcript has 3 exons. Gene Ontology annotation, cellular component: membrane.